Molecule: messenger RNA, 3051 nt
Organism: Paramecium sonneborni
Lineage: Eukaryota; Ciliophora; Oligohymenophorea; Peniculida; Parameciidae
Source: the annotation of a GenBank genome assembly
AUGAAGGAUUCUUUUUUUUAAAAAAAAUUUAGAGAUAUUGACUCAAGAAAGAUAGAUGUUCAACCUAUUGACUAUAGUACAGUAAAAUAAUUGAUUGGAUCCUUAAAUAAUAAAGUGUUUGAUUAACAAUUCGAAAAUAAAUAUUAGACAUAUUUAGAUGAUAGAGUAUUUUAAUUCAAAGUUAUAUAUGAUGGCUAAGGUUGGGAAAUCAGAAGAACACUUAAAUAAUUUGAAUAAUUAGAAAGGGAUAUGGCUUAAAAUAUAUUUUAUUAUUAUUUUCAAGAAAAGUAAAUCACGAAAUCCUUAGAAAGAGAUAAUCCUAAAACUACAUUAAUUUUACUUUAUAAAUACUUAAAAAUUAUAGUAUCUAAUGAAAUUAUACCAUAAUGUGCAUUAGAAUUUUUAGAGAUCUCUUGUAUCAAUCUACCAUUUAAAAUGAAAGAAGGAUAUAUGGAAAAAAAAUCAGGAGGAAGAUCUAAAAAAGAUUGUUGGUUAAAACUUUAAUCAAAGUUGGCGCAAUAUAAAAAAAGAUAUUUUAUUAUUACUUAGCAAUCUAUUCUAUAUGUAAAAGGACCUGAAAGGGAUAAAUGUAAAAUAAUUGAAUGCUUAAGUUUUGAUUCUGAUUUUAGUUUUUUAUUCGGCAAAAAAGAAACAGGUGAAGACAAUAAAAUUAUAAUCUUCUUCUCAUAAAGAAAAUUAAUUCUGAGAGCCUUAAAUUUAACAUCUUAUAUAGACUUUAUUUUUGCUUUAUUUAAAUCGAUCAAGUUAAGUCCGUAUACCAAAUUGCAUAGAUAUGGAUCUUUUUCUCCUAUUAGGACAUCAUAAUGUAAAUGGUACAUAGAUGGAGAUUAAUAUUUCAAUGACGUAUGUGAUGCAAUAUUGAAAGCAAAGGAUACAGUUUAUAUUACAGAUUGGUGGUUAAGUCCAGAAAUGUAUUUAAAAAGACCAAUAGACGUAAGAGAAUAUGCAUAAUUAAAUGAAAAUGUAUAUACAAGACUUGAUAAUGUAUUAAAAAUAGUUGCAGAUAAAGGAGUAUAAGUAUUAGUAUUAUUGUACAAUGCUCCAUUUUUAUUAUAUAAUGAUCCAAAACACUCAAAAUUGUAAUUAGAAAGUAUGUCUUCAAACAUUAAAGUCUUAAAGCAUCCAAAUAAUAAAAUUCCAGAUUUGUACUCUCAUCAUGAAAAAAUGGUGGUAAUAGAUUAACAUAUCGGAUUUAUGGGAGGAUUAGAUUUGUGUUUUGGGAGAUGGGAUACUUCGAAACAUUUAUUAUUUGAUGUUCAUCCUUUUGAGUAAUUAUGGCCAUAAAUUGAUUUUUCAAAUUCUAGAGUUCGAGAUUUUGUAGAAGUAAAGAAUUAUUAGAAAACACUAUUAAAAGAAAAUGAACCAAGGAUGCCUUGGCAUGAUAUUGCAAUAUGUAAUAAUUAAUAAUAUAAUUUAUUUAGAAAUAUAAGGAGAUUCGGUUGUUGAUUUAUCAAGACAUUUCGUUUAAUAUUGGAAUUUUGUGAUGAGGAGUAAAUAAAAAAAGAAACAAUAAGAAUUAUUACAUUCAAAUGAUUUAAAAAUGGAAGGAUUUGUUCCAUCAAAUUAAUAAAAUUUUUUAGAAUCUAAUGUAAUAUAUACUGGAAGAAAGGAAUCUCUAAUAUAGAUGAAACAGCCUAUUUUAAUUGAUUAUAUGAAAAGUUAAGAUGUUUAAAUAGAAAUGAAUUAAACUCUAUUAUCAAAUAAACAAAUUGAGGCUCCACCCUCUAAUACACAAUAAUUUAUUCAAUAACAAUAUAAAAAUUAUUAUGGUCUUUAAGCUAAAGAAAACUAAUAAAUAGAAGAAGAUGAUGAUGAAGAAGAUCACUAUUACAUUUUAGAAGGUAAUAAAUAAUAUAAAGAAAAACUUAAAACUAAAAUUAAAACUGAUAAAUAAAAGUUAAAAGAAUAUAAGAAUAUUGAAGGAAUUUAGGCACAUAUUAAUCUUGAAUUUUUCAUUCCUAGCAUGGAGAUCUAUAAUAAUUCAUGUACUAUAUCCUUAUUUUAUAUAAAUAGAAAAGUGUAUAACUUAAUUAACCAGAUCAUCUGGUACAUGGUCUACUGGAAUUAAAUAAACUGAACGUUCUAUAUAAAAUGCUUAUCUUUAACUUAUAUAAGAAGCUAAACACUUUAUUUAUAUAGAAAAUCAAUUCUUUAUUAGUUCUACAGCUGGAAAACCUGUUAAAAAUUUAGUAGCCAAUGCUCUGAUUUCUAGAAUAAAAGAAGCACAUGAAAAAUAACAAAGAUUUAAAGUAAUUGUCUUUUUUCCUCUUCUACCAGGUUUUGAAGGUGAAAUUGAUUAACCUAAUUCUGCUGUUCUUAAAGUACAAUUACAUUUUGAAUAUUUAAGUAUGAGCAGAGGUGGUAAAUCUAUUAUUGAAUAAUUAAAAUAAGAUGGAAUUAAACCAGAAAAUUAUAUAUAAUUUUUUAGUCUUAGAUAACAUGAAUUAUCACCAUAACCUAAUUCUAUUCCUGUAACUGAAAUUAUUUAUAUACAUUCCAAAUUACUUAUUGUAGAUGAUGAAAUUGCUUUAAUUGGAUCUGCAAAUAUUAAUGAUAGAAGCUUAUAAGGAAAUAGAGAUUCUGAACUUGCUAUAAUUGUUUAAGAUUAAAUUAAAGUUGAUGCUAUUAUGAAUGGAUAGCCAUAUUAGGCAUCUAAAUUUGCACAUACUCUUCGUACAGCUCUUUAUAUGGAGCAUUUUGAUUUACCAUAUGAAAAAGUAAUUGAUCCUUUAAGUUUAUAAUUUGAAAGGGAAUCGACCGCAUAAGCAAAUAUUAAUACAAGAAUUUACAAAUAAAUAUUUGCUUGCUAUCCUCAUGAUGAUAUUAAGAAAAUUUCAGAUUAUGAAUAAGUACUUAGUUUUAUAUUCAUUUUAGUUUAAAGCAAAUAAACACUUAGAUGAAUAUGACUAAUUAAAGUAAUUUUUUAAAGGUCAUGCAGUAAUGUUUCCUUUAAAUUUCUUAUGUGAAGAAAACUUAAAUCUAAAAGCUAAUCAAAAAGAAUUUUAUGCACCAGAAAAAAGCUUUACAUGA